Molecule: messenger RNA, 1104 nt
Organism: Candida albicans SC5314
Lineage: Eukaryota; Fungi; Ascomycota; Pichiomycetes; Serinales; Debaryomycetaceae
Gene: CDA2
Product: chitin deacetylase
Exons: 1
Coding region: 1-1104 (367 amino acids)
Biological process (GO): ascospore wall assembly; carbohydrate metabolic process
Cellular component (GO): prospore membrane
Molecular function (GO): chitin deacetylase activity
Source: RefSeq, a predicted model, not a curated record
AUGAUUACUUGGUUGGUGUUUUAUCUAAUGCUAACAAUCCCCAUGAUAAAUGGAUCGGAUUUAUCUUUAAGACUUCAAUCUAAAUUCAUGCCUACUUCAUUUUCACCUCGUAAUAUAUUUGAUACACAUGGUCCAGCCACAAUAAAUAGUAACAAAGAAGAUAGUAGUAGUUCUAGUGGUGGUGGUGGCGGCAGUGGAUUACCACCUUCUCCAAUGCAGUUUCCUCCCAAAUUACCAUUUCCUAAAUGGUUAAGUGACUUUACUGGAUUACAUGAAUGGCCAGAUUUAGAUCCACCUUAUAUCCCAUUAGAUUUUAUUGAUUUUAAUAAAAUUGUCAAUAUCCCCAUUCAUAAACAAGGUCAAUGUCAUGAUACUGGUAGCAACAACAACAACAACCUAACACCAUUAUCGAUUUUACGUACCCCUAAAGCAUGUUCAUUUGAUUGUUUUAAUUGUGUUGAAAUUGAUGAUGUUUAUACAUGUCCUAAAUUACUGCAAACAUUUGAUGAUGGACCAUCAACAUCAACAUUAAAAUUAUUACAAUCAUUUAAUCAAACUGGAUUAAAAACUACAUUAUUCACCUUAGGAGUAAAUAUUGUGCGAUUCCCAGAAAUUUAUCAACAAUCUCAUUUUAUGGGUCAUAUUAUGGGAUCACAUACUUGGCUGCAUAAAUUUUUACCAAGUCUAACUAAUCAAGAAAUCAUUAGUCAAAUAGAAUGGUCAAUUUGGGCCAUGAAUGCUACUCUGAAUCAUUUACCAAAAUGGUUUCGACCACCUUAUGGAGGUAUUGAUAAUCGAAUAAGAAGUAUAUUACGACAAUUUGGUAUGCAAGCUGUAUUAUGGGAUUUUGAUACUUUUGAUUGGAAAAUGCUUGGUGGUGGUGGUGGUGCGACAAGCAAUAUUCGUAAAGAGGAAGAUGUUUUCUCUGAAGUUGAAAAAUUUAAAUUGACGAAAAAUAAUAAAGGAUUAAUAUUACAUCAUGAUGCCAUACAAAAAACUGUUGAUGUGGGGAUUAUGAUUCAUGAAAAAUUAUUAAAUCAUGAUCAAUUGACAGUACCUUUAUGUGUUGGUGGUAUUGAUUAUAUUAAAACUUUCCCCAAAUAA